Molecule: messenger RNA, 3613 nt
Organism: Tupaia belangeri chinensis (Chinese tree shrew)
Lineage: Eukaryota; Metazoa; Chordata; Mammalia; Scandentia; Tupaiidae
Gene: ARHGEF1
Product: Rho guanine nucleotide exchange factor 1
Exons: 31
Coding region: 318-3236 (972 amino acids)
Biological process (GO): G protein-coupled receptor signaling pathway
Cellular component (GO): cytoplasm
Molecular function (GO): guanyl-nucleotide exchange factor activity; G protein-coupled receptor binding; GTPase activator activity
Source: RefSeq, a predicted model, not a curated record
CGCCGGGGCAGGAUCGUGGCAGGAGCUGGGCUAGAGCGGCAGGCGGGAAGAGUGGAGCUGAACGCAAAGGUGUAUUCGGGCGGCUAGAGCGACUCGGCGGCAGGGGGGGGGGGAACCUGGAGCUGGUGCGCGGAGGCUUCGAUUCCGAAGGCAGCGGUGGCUUCUUCUCCCUCCCGGACCAGAGGCCCCAUUGAACUGCGAGCCGGCUGGGGGAGGCUGUUUACUCACCUUCACACCUGGGCCAGGAAUCUGUGAGUAACCGCCCUGGGCCGCCGCCCCUGACCCGGCCCCUCCUCUUCCCCAGCCCUGCGGAGCCCAUGGAGAUGGAAGACGUCGCCAGAGGGGCGGCCCCAGGGCCCCUGCGACCUGGCUUGGUGCCCGUCAGCAUCAUCGGGGCCGAGGACGAGGAUUUUGAAAAUGAGCUGGAGACGAAUGCAGAGGAGCAAAACAGCCAGUUCCAGAGCCUGGAGCAGGUGAAGCGGCGCCCGGCCCACCUCAUGGCCCUCCUGCAGCACGUGGCCCUGCAGUUCGAGCCUGGACCCCUGCUCUGCUGCCUGCACGCCGACAUGCUGGCCUCACUGGGCCCCAAGGAGGCCAAGAAGGCCUUCCUCGACUUCUACCACAGCUUCCUGGAGAAGACAGCGGUUCUACGGGUGCAAGUCCCUUCCAACGUUGCCUUUGAACUUGACCGCACGCGGCCCGAGCUCAUCUCCGAGGAUGUCCAGCGGCGGUACGUGCAGGAGGUGGUGCAGAGCCUGCAGGCGGCCGUGAGCCGGCAGCUGGAGGACUUCCGCUCCAAGCGACUCAUGGGCAUGACACCAUGGGAGCAGGAGCUGUCCCAGCUGGAGGCUUGGGUCAGCCGGGACCGAACCAGCUACGAGGCCCGGGAGCGGCUGGUGGCCGAGCGACUGCUGGCCUACCUGGAGGAGAUGCAACAUACCAUCUCCACUGAUGAAGAGAAGAGUGCUGCCGUGGUCAGUGCCAUCAGCCUGUACAUGCGCCACCUUGGGGUGCGGACCAAGAGCGGGGACAAGAAGUCGGGGCGGAACUUCUUCCGAAAAAAGGUGAUGAACCGGCGCUCAGAGGAGCCUCCCAAGACCAAGAAAGGCCUGAGCAGCAUCCUGGAUGCCGCCCGCUGGAACCGGGCCGAACCCCAGGUUCCAGAUUUUCGACACCUCAAAGUUGAGGUUGACGGUGAAAAGCCAGGACCUAUGGACCGAAAGGGAGGCCUGGGAGUUCCCUCUCGGGACCGAAAUGUUGGGGCCCCUGGACAGGACACCCCUGGAGUCUGUCUGCACCCUCUACCGGGGGACAGCCCAGACCGGGACCCAGGUGUUGACACCGCCCUGGAGCUGGGGGACCUACCUCCACAGGGCCCCAUGAGCCUGGAGCCUCCUGCACCCCCAGAGAGCACCGAGGAGGGCGCUGACACGGAGAGAAGGUGGAAGAGGCUAUCGGGGCGUCUGGGGCGCUCGGAGAGCCUGCGGGUGAGUGACCGCCGCCGGCCUUCCCGGGGCAGCCUCGGGGCUAAGGGCCGGGGUGGGGGCCGCUCCCGGAGCGACGUGGACAUGGACCCCAGCUCUGCCACGGCCGUGCUUGGCCCUGCCCGACGAGCCACCCCUGAGCCUGGAGAGGAAGGGGAACCGGGACGAUCAGGACUGGAGUUGGAACCAGAAGAGCCUCCUGGCUGGCGGGAGCUCAUCCCCCCAGACACUCUGCACAGCCUGCCCAAGAGCCAGGUGAAGCGACAGGAGGUCAUCAGUGAGCUGCUGGUGACUGAGGCGGCCCAUGUGCGCAUGCUACGGGUGCUGCACGAUCUCUUCUACCAGCCCAUGGCUGACGGCGGCUUCUUCUCCCUGGAGGAGCUGCAGAACAUCUUCCCCAGCCUGGACGAGCUCAUCGAGGUGCAUUCCCUGUUCCUCGAUCGCCUGAUGAAACGGAGGCAGGACAGUGGCUACCUCAUCCAGGAGAUCGGAGACGUCCUGCUGGCCCGGUUUGAUGAUGCCGAGGGUUCCUGGUUCCAGAAAAUCUCCUCCCGCUUCUGCAGCCGCCAGUCAUUCGCCCUAGAGCAGCUCAAAGCCAAACAGCGCAAGGAGCCUCGGUUCUGUGCCUUCGUGCAGGAGGCCGAGAGCCGCCCACGGUGCCGCCGCCUGCAGCUGAAGGACAUGAUCCCCACAGAGAUGCAGCGGCUGACCAAGUACCCGCUGCUCCUGCAGAGCAUUGCCCAGAACACAGAGGAGCCCACAGAACGGGGGAAGGUGGAGCUGGCGGCCGAGUGCUGCCGGGAAAUUCUGCACCAUGUCAACCAAGCCGUGCGUGACAUGGAGGACCUGCUGCGGCUCAAGGAUUAUCAGCGGCGCCUGGACCUGUCUCACCUGAAACAGAGCAAUGACCCCAUGCUGAGCGAGUUCAAGAGCCUGGACAUCACCAAGAAGAAGUUAGUCCAUGAGGGCCCCCUGACGUGGCGGGUGACAAAGGACAAGGCUGUGGAGGUCCACGUGCUGCUGCUGGACGACCUGCUGCUGCUGCUCCAGCGCCAGGACGAGCGGCUGGUCCUCAAGGCCCACAGCCGCACGCUGAUGCCCACGCCCGACGGCAAGACCAUGCUGCGGCCCAUCCUGCGGCUCACCUCCGCCAUGACCCGCGAGGUGGCCACUGAUCACAAAGCCUUCUACGUCAUUUUCACCUGGGACCAGGAGGCCCAGAUAUAUGAGCUGGUGGCGCAGACUGUGUCAGAGCGGAAGAGCUGGUGCACGCUCAUCACUGAGACCGCUGGAUCCCUGAAGGUGCCGGCCCCUGCCUCCCGCCCCAAGCCCCGGCCCAGCCCAAGCAGCACCCGCGAACCCCUGCUCAGCAGCUCUGAGAAUGGCAGCGGAAGCCGAGAGAUGCCUCCGACUGACGCCCGGAAUGAAAGAAUCCUCAGCGACCUCCUGCCCUUCUGCAGACCAGGCCCCGAGGGCCAGCUCGCUGCCACGGCCCUUCAGAAAGUACUUUCCCUAAAGCAGCUCCUGUUUCCUGCGGAGGAGGACAGUGGGGCAGGGCCUCCCCGCGACGGGGACGGGGUCCCAGGGGAAGGCCCCGUGAGCCCGGCACAGACCCAGGAGAUUCAGGAGCACCUGCACAGCCUGGAGGGGAUCAUGAAGCAGCUAGAGGAGCUGGAGGAUGAAUUUUGCCGCCUGCGAACCCUCCUGUCUCAGCUGGGGGGGAACCCUGUCCCACAGCCCGGCUGCACCUGAGGUUCUUGCCCAAGCAGGGCUUUUGCAAGAAGGAGAGGAACAGGGGAGAGAACGUGAGAGGCCAGCUCUCACCCACCCAGUGGUUGCAGCAUGUCACCUCCCAGGGCCGAGGACAGGGAGCCGUGCUGUGCGGGCCAUGCCUGGGAGGGACCCAGCCAAGGUCACUGCCUCCCCCAUUAGCCUCGGCCUUCUCUCUGUCCCACCUUCUGCUUGGGGGACUCAGGGCUUUAUUCCAGGGACACCACAGAGACCCCAUAUCUCGGGCCUUCUCAGUAUUGCCUGUGGGGGUUGCCCCUCCACCCCCACCCCCAAGUGCCUUUGCUGUUUUUAUACCCUGAAUUGGAGGUUUAUUUUUUAAUAUAUAUUAUCUAAGGAGA